GCGGCCAACGAUUCGGCGGAUGCCCAUGGAUCAUCAUCCUCAUCAGACCAGUCAUUACUGGUUAUCAAUUCGAGGGCAUCCCAUGGAUCAUCAUCCUCAUCAGACCAGUCAUUACUGGUUAUCAAUUCGAGGGCAUCCCAUGGAUCAUCAUCCUCAUCAGACCAGUCAGCCCUGGUUAUCAAUUCGAGGGCAUCCCAUGGAUCAUCAUCCUCAUCAGACCAGUCAUUACUGGUUAUCAAUUCGAGGGCAUCCCAUGGAUCAUCAUCCUCAUCAGACCAGUCAUUACUGGUUAUCAAUUCGAGGGCAUCCCAUGGAUCAUCAUCCUCAUCAGACCAGUCAUUACUGGUUAUCAAUUCGAGGGCUUCCCAUGGAUCAUCAUCCUCAUCAGACCAGUCAUUACUGGUUAUCAAUUCGAGGGCGUCCCAUGCAGCAUCAUCCUCAUCGGUGAUGGCGGUCACCGAUUCGGCGGAUGCCCAUGGAUCAUCACCCUCAUCAGACGAGUCAUCACGGGUCGUCACUUCAAGGAGUGCCAAUGGAACACCAGCCUCAUCAGACGAGUCAUUACGGGUCAUUGCUUCAAAGGCUGGCCAUGGAUCAUCAGCUUCAUCAGACGAGUCAUCACGGGUCGUCACUUCAAGGAGUGCCAAUGGAACACCAGCCUCAUCAGAUGAGUCAUCACGGGUCGUCACUUCAAGGAGUGCCAAUGGAACACCAGCCUCAUCAGACGAGUCAUUACGGGUCAUUGCUUCAAAGGCUGGCCAUGGAUCAUCAGCUUCAUCAGACGAGUCAUCACGGGUCGUCACUUCAAGGAGUGCCAUUGGAACACCAGCCUCAUCGGUGAUGGCGGUCACCAAUUCGGCGGGUGCCCAUGGAUCAUCAGCCUCCACGGACCAGUCAUCACGGGUCAUUGCUUCAAAGGCUGCCCAUGAAUCAUCAGCCUCAUCGGUGAUGGCGGUCACCAAUUCGGCGGGUGCCCAUGGAUCAUCAGCCUCCACGGACCAGUCAUCACGGGUCAUUGCUUCAAAGGCUGCCCAUGAAUCAUCAGCCUCAUCGGUGAUGGCGGUCACCAAUUCGGCGGGUGCCCAUGGAUCAUCAGCCUCCACGGACCAGUCAUCACGGGUCAUUGCUUCAAAGGCUGCCCAUGAAUCAUCAGCCUCGACCACAGCAGCAGAGGUCACCAAGUCUGGGGCUGCCCAUGAAUCAUCAGCCUCCACGGACCAGUCACCACGGGUCAUUGCUUCAAAGGCUGCCCAUGAAUCAUCAGCCUCGACCAUAGCAACGGAGGUCACCAAGUCUGGGGCUGCCCAUGAAUCAUCAACCUCCACUGACCAGUCAUCAUGGGUCGUCACUUCAAAGGCUGCCCAUGCAUCAGCCUCAUCGGUCGUGGCCAUCCCGUCAGUGGCCGCACGCGGUGCAGGGCUCACUGCCGGAUGGGCUCGCCACACCGCCUCCCGUUGCACCGGAGGCUGGUGAAGGCGGGCCCGUCGUCACAGAAGAGAGAGAAGUGGAGGCCGCUGAUGUUGUCCAGCAGCCAGGCCAGCGGCAUGGAAGAGGUGAAGACUGGCUUCCCAAGCGAGGCGCAUUGCACCCUGACGGCCGCGUUGCCGUCUUUCUUGCACAGCUUCGCCAAGGGCACACGCAGCUCACCCUCGGCGUGGCAGCCUUGAAUCCCUGCGACGCAAGACCAACCUUCCACGGGGAACUUGACGGAGGCGACCGUACGCCUCCUCUUCAGGCAGCAGGUGGAGUCCUUGCACGAGAGCUUGAUGGAGUCCACCAGGGAGGAGCCUCGCUCCAGAGUUACCCACACGUUGAAUUUCUGUCGAGAUGCAGAGUUUCCCAUCGUUGUUUCGAUGUGAUAUAAAAAAAUUAUCCGAGUAUUGAGGAAAUCGGUGUUCGGUAAUAAAAGGAGGUGCUAUGUCCAU
Messenger RNA from Eriocheir sinensis (Chinese mitten crab), 1925 nucleotides. RefSeq lists its product as uncharacterized. Bases 448 to 1473 code for a protein of 341 amino acids. The transcript has 2 exons. NCBI's taxonomy places the organism in Eukaryota, Metazoa, Arthropoda, Malacostraca, Decapoda, Varunidae. The record is from RefSeq and is a predicted model, not a curated record.